CAUCGGUUGGAGGACCGAGCUGCCAAAACGGUGGACGUAGCACCGGUGCAGCUGCCCAAACCGGUGCGACAGCAGCACACCGUACGCCUCGCACAGCCGCCGCAGCGCCGCGGCAGCCGAACCACACAAAACGAGCAACCAUGACCUCCUGGGCCCAAGUGUCAAAAUGCUGGAAGGUAGACAAUGGAGACGACUUCGACGCGAAGGCCCUGGAGUUGUAUUUCCCCGCCGCCAAAGACCACGAGGGCGCCGAAGCAAGAAAAACGAUCUGGAAGGCCAUGGACAACAACGGCAACAAAUAUGUGAGUUUAGCCGAGUACGACGGGUGGUUUAAUCAACACACGGGCCAGCUCGAGACGAAGGCCGGCUGCAAGCCGGUUGCCGGAAAGUCCACUAUUUUUACGUAUGCCCGGCCCGUGUUGAUCAGGGCGUUUACGCUAGCGAAUGGCGUUGCUCCUACCUCACCCCAUAAAGCUGGGUUAGAUGGCGACGAGUAUGUUACAAGGGAUGAAUUAAGGUGUCUCAUGGUCGUGACCCAGGCGGCGCUGAAGAUUUACCGGUUAUUUGAGAGCGCGGAUACGUCUGGCGAUCGCCGAUGUACGCGCGACGAGUGGGACGCGGGUCUCGAGCAUAUGAAUAACGAGCUGAAAUCCUACGGUCUAGCAGGUGAUUUGGUCAGUGACGACUUCGACAAGGUCGAUGCGGAUGGGGGUGGGUCGAUACUGUUAGAUGAGGCGGUGCACUUUUUCUUAGAUCGGUUAUGUGAUGAUCCAGCAUUACUGAGGGAGAACGUGAGUGAAACAAAGGAGUUAGCCGAGCGGUCGGCGAAGAACAUCGCCGUCGCUCCCAGUAAGCCUCCCGCACCAGAGAAGAAGAAGCACAAGGUACUAACCACGUCCAAGGUCUGGGACUUGGUUGUGAAUCAGGGUAUGGGUGCUGUGCACAUUCAACGAGCGUGUGAUGCGGCGCAUCUGGGCGACGACAUCACGCUCAAAGCGGAACGAAGAGGCCGGGGCUUCAUCCUGACGGCGACGGUUCCUAGAACGUUCGACGCCUGGACGUGGCUCGACGAGGAGUUGAAGGAGGUGCUUUCAGAUUUGGUCCAAGAUAUUAGUUUGAGGGGUGUGAAGAAGAAGGCGCCGGCCUUCGACGGCGCCCCGCCUCCUGUGAAGCCAGUUGUUGUGGAGGCGGCGGCGCCCGCGCCGCCGCCGCCGCCACCAGUCACACAAGCGGAGCCCGGCAUGAAAUUGCACUACGAGGGCGUCGAGCUUUGUCUGAGACAGACGGGCGCCGCGGCCACGGGCCAGGGGCCUUUGACACUAGAAUUCGGCGGUCUGAGAGUUACGGUCGAGCGCAGCGACGGCGUCUCCACCAUCGCCGGCGGGCGCGUCGAGCGGCGCCACGCGACGGUCCGCUCGCCGCGGCGGCGAAUUACUCGAAAGCCGCUCCACGUCACCGGAAACAGUACAGGAUCGCCCGUGCGCCGGUCGACGGCUCCCGUCAAGCCGCCGCCCUCACCUAGACGAGAAGCGCCGGCGGUCCUCCCGAGCGGCUGGUCGCGCAAGUGGUGCCCGCGCAAGAGCCGCUACUACUACCUCGACCACGCGACCAAAACGACGACCUGGAAGCACCCCUUGGAACUGCGGCCGUCGUCCGUGCGCGCGUCGGUCGACCCCUUCUCGAGCUUCUACGACUACGACGUCCUCGCGUCGCCGGACGCGCGCACGCGGCGCUAAGUACUCACGCGUCUUUUAUCCUAU
Messenger RNA from Pelagomonas calceolata, 1760 nucleotides. Lineage: Eukaryota; Pelagophyceae; Pelagomonadales; Pelagomonadaceae. The record is from the annotation of a GenBank genome assembly.